This is a messenger RNA of Zingiber officinale, 1185 nucleotides long. RefSeq lists its product as uncharacterized. Lineage: Eukaryota; Viridiplantae; Streptophyta; Magnoliopsida; Zingiberales; Zingiberaceae. The transcript has a single exon. The coding region runs from base 1 to 1185 and encodes 394 amino acids. The record is from RefSeq and is a predicted model, not a curated record.
AUGGCAGAAAGCUCUCUGCCUAAGGAUUUGAAAAGGGGAAAGGCUAUCAUUCUUCGCGAAGAACGUCGGGGGGAGCCAGAAGAAAAAGUGCCCUUCUCUUCUAAGAUAUUGGAGGAAAAGCUGCCAAAAGGAUAUAGACCCCCAGCUAUUGGGGAAUACGAUGGCAGCAAAGACCUUGAAGAUCACAUUCGCAAGUUUAGAAAUGCGGCUCUGCUACACCAGUAUAGCGACGCCGUUAAAUGUCGAGUAUUCUUGAAUACCCUAUCGGGCUCUGCCCAGAAGUGGUUUGAUGGACUGCCACAUGGGUCCAUCACCUGCUUUUCAGAUUUCAAGAUUGCAUUCCUGUGCCAUUUCACUAGCAACAGGAAGUAUCAAAAGACGGACCACUGCUUGUUUGCUCUCAAGCAAGGGCCCUCUGAGCCAUUAAGGAGUUACAUCAAACACUUCAAUCAAGUAGCCCAGGACGUCCCCGCAGCUACAUCAGAAAUACUUAUGAGCGUAUUCUCUCAUGGUCUGACAGAAGGAGAAUUCUUUAGGGAUCUCAUCAGAAAUCCCGUACGGAAUUUUGAUGAGAUGCUGGAGAAAGCCGCGAGCUACAUCAAUGUGGAAGAAGCGCAGGCGGCUCGAAGGAAGGCAGACAAACCACCCUCCUCUGCCAAUAAAUCGGAGAGAAGAGUACCCCAACCGCCUGCUCAACCUCUCCCGCGCGCUCAGGAAGCCCGACCUACCUUCCACCCCGGUCAGGAUGUCCGGCCGAUUCCGUGCGUAGCUGCAGUCCAUGCCCCCCGACUUGGACCUUGGGAGCCAUGCUACUGUACGUACCAUCGGUCACACACGCAUGCCACCAGCAAUUAUUUUCAAUUCACUCGCGAUUCUUGUCAUGUUACCGAGCUGGGCUUGCGACCACCCGAGUUAGCUCCUCAGUUCCAAAGAAUGAUGGAGGAGCAACGUGAUGCAGCAGGGCAGGCAAGCAGACAACGGGCAGAUCAAGGGGGGUAUGGCAUACAACAACAAGGACGUACUGGGGAGCAAGGAGAAGCCCGCGAAGUGGAGAAUCGGGGCAAUGCAACCAUCCGGGACAUAGGCAUGAUCUUUGGAGGGCCUACUGAUGGAGAUUCGGGCAGGGCGCACAAAUCCCAUGAACGCCAGUUGGAGAUUCAUGCCGUUGGAUGCAGCCAGGAGUAG